GCGGUUGCACCCGGAGUGCUAUAAAUGACGGACACGUCCAGCGUCUCUUCCGGUCCGGCCAUGUCGCGGCCGCGGGGCGCGGAGGCCGCACCGGAGGCGGCGCCGGUGCCAGGGCCCGGUCCGGGCUCGCCGCGGCCGCUGUUCGGCGGCUGCUGGAGCUGCCGCCUGCUGAGCGGCGCGGGGCUGCUCAUGGCCGCCGUCUGGGUGUACCAGGGGCCGCGGAACGCCAUGAAAAAGGGGAUCGCGCCCUCCAUGGGCGGCAUCGCCCAGAUCACCUUCGCCGCCGGUCUGGCCGGCUGGGCCAUCGUCAUCCUCGCCGACCCCGUGGGACGCUGGCAGCGCCGCGAGCCCUGAGGGACCCCAAUAAAGAACGGGGACCCCAAAACCGGCACUGGGACCCCAAUAAAGAACGGGGACCCCAAAACCGGCACUGGGACCCCAAUAAAGAACGGGGACCUCAAAACCGGCACUGGGACCCCAAUAAAGACCUGGGACCCCGAGGCUGCUCUGGCGGGGGCACAGGACGGGACACGCUGCAGUUUUUGGGUUUUUUUGGGUUUAUUUGGGGUGCCCCCCUCAGCUCCCCUCCUUCUUGGCCACGAUGACGACGGCGGAGGGAACCAGGCCUGGCAAAGGGGGGGAGGGGAGGUCAGGACAGCCCAGA
Molecule: messenger RNA, 664 nt
Organism: Camarhynchus parvulus
Lineage: Eukaryota; Metazoa; Chordata; Aves; Passeriformes; Thraupidae
Gene: DMAC1
Product: distal membrane arm assembly complex 1
Exons: 2
Coding region: 25-354 (109 amino acids)
Source: RefSeq, a predicted model, not a curated record